AUGAAUGUUAUCGAGUGGGCAUUCGGAAAGCGCAUGACACCAGCAGAGCGCCUACGCAAACAUCAAAGGGCUCUGGACCGAACGCAGCGCGAAUUGGACCGGGAGCGAACCAAGCUGGAAAAUCAAGAAAAGAAGCUGGUGCAAGACAUCAAGAAGAGCGCCAAAAAUGGUCAGAUUGGAGCCUGCAAGAUCCAGGCCAAAGACCUGGUCAGGACAAGACGGUACAUCCAGAAAUUCUACCAAAUGCGAACACAACUUCAAGCGAUUUCCCUUCGCAUUCAGACCGUUCGCAGCAAUGAGCAGAUGAUGCAGUCAAUGAAAGGCGCCACAAUGCUACUGGGUAGUAUGAACCGACAAAUGAACCUUCCCGCGCUGCAACGAAUCGCCAUGGAAUUUGAACGAGAAAACGAUAUUAUGGAUCAGCGACAAGAAAUGAUGGAUGACGCGAUUGACGAAGCAACUGGAAUGGAGGGCGAGGAUGAAGAUAGCGAAGAUAUUGUUAAGGAAGUCUUGGAUGAAAUAGGUGUAGACCUCAGCCAGGCGGUUCGUGUUCUCUUCUUCAUCUACGCCAGAGCUGUGCGCAUACUAAUAUUUGCUUCUGAACAGCUGGGCGAGACGCCAACCGACAUACAGAAGACUGCAGUCGGCGAGACUCGAGUGGCCCAACCGGUUGGCGCCGGGGGGAGUUCCGCUGAUGACGAUCUACAAGCCAGGCUGGACAGUCUUCGACGUUAA
Molecule: messenger RNA, 735 nt
Organism: Aspergillus pseudotamarii
Lineage: Eukaryota; Fungi; Ascomycota; Eurotiomycetes; Eurotiales; Aspergillaceae
Product: ESCRT-III subunit protein DID4
Exons: 4
Coding region: 1-735 (244 amino acids)
Biological process (GO): endosome transport via multivesicular body sorting pathway; protein transport; late endosome to vacuole transport
Cellular component (GO): ESCRT III complex; multivesicular body
Source: RefSeq, a predicted model, not a curated record